This is a messenger RNA of Staurois parvus, 315 nucleotides long. The record is from the annotation of a GenBank genome assembly. NCBI's taxonomy places the organism in Eukaryota, Metazoa, Chordata, Amphibia, Anura, Ranidae.
AAAAAUCUGUGCAGCCCUGAAGAUGUUCAAAUUAUUUGUCGAUGUGUUGAUAAUAGUUCACAAGAAGAAGGAAGCAGAGAGCUUUUGAGUAGGAUAACUAAAAAGAAAGAUUGGUUUCCUACUUUUGUGACUGUGCUACACGAAAUGGAUAACAAGGAACUGAUUGAAACCUUGACUGGAGUCACAUAUCAGGAAUUCAUAGAUGGUUACAAUAAAAAACGUGAGUCACAUAAUGAUUCUGCAAAAUGCAAGAGAAGUCCCCAGGUUGCUGAAGGUGUUUCUGAUGGUAGUCCGGCUACUGAAAACCAUGAUGUG